Messenger RNA from Pochonia chlamydosporia 170, 309 nucleotides. RefSeq lists its product as hypothetical. The coding region runs from base 1 to 309 and encodes 102 amino acids. NCBI's taxonomy places the organism in Eukaryota, Fungi, Ascomycota, Sordariomycetes, Hypocreales, Clavicipitaceae. The record is from RefSeq and is a predicted model, not a curated record. The transcript has a single exon.
AUGGAUAGCCUAGCGUUGGUGGUGCAAUUCCUUGGUCCUGGGACUGGACCAUGUCGUUUUCAUCGUUUCAUCGUUUCAUCAUCCACUCGAGACCAGAAAAGCUGGAUAGACUUUGAUACUGAGCUAGUUUGUGUAUCAUUGGUUUGCAUUUGCAUUCAAGGGUUUGUGGGGAGGCAGUUUGGUGAAAGCCCAGACUCAAGCCAUUCAUCAUGUUCGCCCGGCACAAGCUCCGGUGUUAGUUGCAGAUGCCAUGUCUUGUCCAUGACUGUCAAUGACGAGGACAUGCGGUGCAGUGCCACGAGUAAGUAA